UUAAUUCCUGACCACACCUAUUGUAGAUAUGGCAGUGCACUAUGACAAUCAGCAGGAGAGGCCCAGCGUCUUCUUUGAGGAGAUCGAGCGACCCUCCAUAAUUUCCUCAAAGUCACACAAAUCCAUGACCUCGUUGGCCAGUAUAGAGGAGGAUGUGGUCGAAGAGGAGAAGGGAAGAAAGUCCAGCGAAUGGGCAUUCCGUCCUUUGAAGAUAAAAUUCAAAAUGAAAGAAUUCGAGAAGAUAUACGACCGCUACGUCUACAGGCAGCAGCAGCAGCUACUCAUAUUCGUCUCUUGCCUUCUUUCUCUCAUUGCACUCAUCACACUCUUUGUUUUCUUGGGGGAGGAAAAGUAUUCUGAGAUUCCUGUUAGUGACGAAGCUCUUGAUGAAUGUACAAAUUUCAACAUAACUCUCAAUGAACAGCUUAUUAAAUACGGCUCUCUCCCUGAAGUACUGACUCUAUUAUUCUGUGCACUCCUCCUGGUUCUUGAAACACUAAUGGCAGUCAUUGACAAGAUAUCACGUCCAAGACUCACUAUCUACUCUAUCCUAACUUGGGUGGUGCUUGUCAUCCUAGUCGUCAUACUCUUCUCUGUUCAGCUCAGGCCCCAGCCCUCUGAUACACUUGACUAUGUCUCUCUAGUGGUCAUAUUCACGUACACCAUGAUACCAGUGUCCCUUCGCCUAUCCACUCUCAUGAGCAUAUUCUUUUGUUGCGGUUAUGUCAUUGUUGCUUCAGUCACAACCGCUGCUCUUGGGAAUGGCACUUCACUUAACAUCCUAAGAGAGUCUCUUAGUGUUAUUUUCCUCUUGGCCUCCCUGAACCUAAUGGGUGUUCUCUACAACUAUCUUGCCGACUUGGCACAAAGGCGCUCCUUCUCAGAGACCCAGAGAUACAUCAGAUCAGUUGCUCAAAUCGAAACACAGAAAGGAAAGAAACAACAAUUACUCUAUUCUGUUCUUCCUGGCCAUCUGGCUGAUGCUUUCCUGGAGGAGUACCUCUCCAGCCGGAGUGAAGCAAAGAGAAUGGACUUUCAUAAGUUUCAUGUAGCCAAUCACAGUAAUGUCAGUAUCCUCUUUGCUGAUAUUGUUGGAUUCACAAGACUCUCUUCAGGCUGCACUGCCAAGGACCUGGUAAAGAUACUCAAUGAGCUCUUUGGAAAGUUUGACCAGCAGGCAGCAAAUUAUUCCUGUCAUAGGAUAAAGAUAUUAGGUGAUUGUUACUACUGUGUUUCAGGACUGCUGGACGAUAGAGAGGAUCACGCUCGCUGUUGUGUACAGAUGGGCCUUGAUAUGAUUAAUGCUAUCAGGAGUGUUAAGGAAGCCACUGGAGUUGAUGUCAAUAUGAGGGUUGGCAUACAUUCAGGUCAUGUCAUAUCUGGCGUGCUUGGUCUGGUCAAGUGGCAGUUUGACGUGUGGUCUGAUGACGUGACACUGGCCAAUCACAUGGAAUCAGGAGGAAUACCGGGGCGUGUACACAUAUCCCAGGCUACAUUUGAUUAUCUUGAUGGUGAGUUUGACGUUGAGCCUGGGAACGGAGGAGAGAGGGACUCGUAUCUUAAAGAAAACAACGUCACCACCUACUUGAUCACAGAGAAGAGUGAUUCAGUAGUGCCAGCGAUCACUAAACCGCCACCAGUGGACUCACCUCUUACUCUAGCACCUCCUUCGCCAUUACCAAUGACACCUCUCUCUCCUGGGACAAGAGCACCGUCCAUGCUUGAUGCUCUUGCUGAACGAAGGUCAACUGCUCGUCGCUCAGAGAUCAACCCAAUAGUGAAGCAUCUCUCCAAGUGGGGGGCACAAGCUCCUUUUGCUGGCUUCAAUCAAGUCGAUGCUUUUGAUAACCCAACGGCCAAUCCACUAGUGACUGGUCUUGUUGCUCAAAUGGCCAUCAUACCCAGUGUCCUUGGAAGAGCUAAACUGUCUCCACUGGAUGAAGAUGCUGUGAAGAGGAUGAGCUCUAUGAUUGAUGCUGAGACUGCAAAUCGGAGCAGUAUACUUGCUGUCCCUCCUGAGAUUAAUCGAAUUUUCUUGACAUUUAAUUCAAAAAAAGAUAACAUCAAAUACUCAAAGAUCCCUGACAAGUUUUUCAAGUUUUAUCUUGCGUCCUCCUUUAUGGUCUUCACAGUCAUUUAUAUGAUACAGGCUCUUGUUCUUCCUCUGUCUUAUGCAAUGCUUGGUUCAUUCAUAGGUGGCUCACUCUUCUUCACAAUAACAACUGCACUGUUCUCUUUCCACCUCUUGAGGAGAUGGUAUCCUAAUGGUAAUGUUCUCACUCGUCUCUCAAUUUAUAUGGUCAAGAGUUACUUUGUACGUCUGGUCGUUGCUCUUCUAUCAAUAUCUCUCACUCUAAUGGCACCACUCAUCAACACUGUACCUUGCAAUACCUUCACUAGGAGCUGUGAUGAGGAUGGUGAGUGUUCAUGCAUUUCUUCAUAUGAUGAAUGGAGAGACACCUAUGACAAUCCUAGUCCUGAUAGCAAUGACUGUCUUUAUCCACAGUACAUAUACUACUGCUGCCUAUUGGCUCUCCUCUCAACUGCUGUCUACAUUCGUCUGAACUGGCUUUUCAAAGGCCUCAUAACGCUCAUUGGUCUCAUUGUGUAUCUGUAUAUAAUGCUUGGGCCACAGUCCUGUCUCUAUGAUAAUUAUGAUAAACGUGUAUUGGGCUAUUGUGUGAGUACUUCCUGGUUCUUUGAACUCAAGUACGAGGCGGCCAUUUUGUUGUCCGUAUCGUAUUUUAUUCUCAUUCUUCUCGGGAGACAUAAUGAUCUUGUGUAUAGACGAUCCUUCCUAUGGAAAUUGAAGAGCAAGGAAGAGAAGGAAGAAACGAAGAAGCUUGCUGAGAUCAACACAUUAUUGAUGGAGAACUUACUGCCUAAACACGUUGCAUCUUACUUUCUUAAUGUUGGGCAGGACAAGAAUGAGCUUUAUUCUGAGGAUCACGAUGAGAUAUGUGUCAUGUUUGCGUCUAUUCCGAGCUUUUGGGACUUUUAUAGCGAGUCAUCGAUCAAUGAUGAUGGAAAGGAGUGUCUGAGACUGCUCAACGAAAUAAUAUCAGAUUUUGAUGAAGUAUUGAAUAAGCCAAAGUUUAGCAGCGUUGAAAAGAUAAAGACAAUAGGUUCUACUUACAUGGCAGCCACUGGACUCAAUCAAAGAAAAGUUGACACUAAUAAUAAGACCAGUAAGAAUCAUCCUGUGGUUCAUUUGUGUUUGUUUGCUGUUGAACUGAUCAAGAAACUGGACCUCAUCAACAAGCACUCUUUCAAUGACUUUCAACUAAGAAUAGGUAUUAAUCAUGGACCGGUUGUUGCUGGAGUGAUUGGUGCUCACAAGCCACAGUAUGAUAUAUGGGGCAAUACUGUGAAUGUAGCUAGCAGAAUGGACUCCACUGGUAAACCUGGAAGAAUACAAGUCACAGAGCAAACUGGAGCCAUCCUUCGCGAUGCCGGCUUUGAGCUAGAAGAGCGAGGCAAGGUAUUCGUCAAAGGGAAAGGAGAAAUGACAACAUUCUAUGUCAUUGGAACUGACAAAGGAAAAAUUAUAAAAGAUCAACAAUAAUGAUAAUAAUAGUAAUAAUGAUAUAUUCUAAUUGACUACUGAAUCACAUAUUAAGCAUAUGGUUCUCUAUGCUUUUCUCUCCUGAGUUUUAAUCAGCUAUUGCUAAUAAUAGUAUAGUACAUAAUAUUUGUUUAUUAUUGUUAUUAUUGUUAUGUUGUUGUUGUUGUUGUUCAGAUGUACAUGACAAGUUAGUUUUUUCCUUUCUCUCUCUCUCUCUCUUUCUCUUUUUUGUUCUUCUCUCCCUCCCUCCCUUGUACACAUUUAAAAGUUAUAUUCAAGAGUACCAACAAUUAUAAUUUUUUCCUUAUUUUAUUGAAUGCACUCUAAAGCCAUAAUUAUGAUAUUUAUACUUUUGUAAUGUAUUACUU
This is a messenger RNA of Amphimedon queenslandica, 3933 nucleotides long. RefSeq names its product adenylate cyclase type 2-like. The record is from RefSeq and is a predicted model, not a curated record. Lineage: Eukaryota; Metazoa; Porifera; Demospongiae; Haplosclerida; Niphatidae. The coding region runs from base 29 to 3565 and encodes 1178 amino acids. Gene Ontology annotation, cellular component: plasma membrane. The transcript is spliced from 26 exons. Gene Ontology annotation, biological process: intracellular signal transduction; cAMP biosynthetic process; adenylate cyclase-activating G protein-coupled receptor signaling pathway. Gene Ontology annotation, molecular function: adenylate cyclase activity.